GACCAGCCUUCUCGUCGCGCUUCUGUGGGCUUUGGUGACGAAGAGCGCGCUUCAGUUUACGCCGGUGCUAUCCAGGCCAGACCAAUCCAGCCGAGUGACGCUGGAGGCAGCCAAAAGGAAGGCGGCAAGCGCAAAGAAGGUGGACCUCGACAACCCGCCGAAGCGGCCGCUGUCUGGUUACAUGCGGUAUAUGAUGGACGUGCGUCCUGAGGUGGCGAAAGCCAUGGGCGAUGCCAAAAUCACGGAGAUUGCGAAGGAGAUUGGGGCGAGAUGGAGAAAGCUGCCAGACACGAAGAAGAAGCCAUAUCAGAAAGCCUUCGAGGCGGACAAGAAGGAAUUCGAAAAGCAGAAGAAGGCUUUCCUCGAUGCUGGUGGAGUGAUGCCGACGCGGCGAACUCGCGGGUCAACGCGCACCGGGAAAGCCAAGAAGGAUCCAAACAUGCCAAAGAGGCCAAAAAGCGCCUACAUUCUUUGGGUCAGCGACAAUUAUGCGGCGCUCAAGAAAAAGGUCAUGGCAAAGGACCCUGGAGCGGCGCCGACUGAAGUGAUGAAGGAAGCAGGCGCAGCAUGGAAAAAGCUUGCAGCCGCAAGCAAGAAGAAAUACAACACCGAGGCAGAAAAGUUGAAGAAAGAAUACACCAAGGAAAUGGAGGAGUACCGGAAGACAAAUCCACUUCCUUGA
This is a messenger RNA of Symbiodinium pilosum, 682 nucleotides long. The record is from the annotation of a GenBank genome assembly. Lineage: Eukaryota; Dinophyceae; Suessiales; Symbiodiniaceae.